This is a messenger RNA of Cheilinus undulatus (humphead wrasse), 5319 nucleotides long. RefSeq lists its product as uncharacterized. The record is from RefSeq and is a predicted model, not a curated record. NCBI's taxonomy places the organism in Eukaryota, Metazoa, Chordata, Actinopteri, Labriformes, Labridae. Bases 2305 to 4284 code for a protein of 659 amino acids. Gene Ontology annotation, molecular function: GTP binding. The transcript is spliced from 5 exons.
AUGAUUUAUAUAGAUACAAAUGUAUAUGCUGGUUCAGCCGGUUCCAUUAAAUAGUGGUUGCUGUGAUUGUUUAUUGCAUUGAAAUGUGUCUGACACUCUGGAAACCUGCCUGUGAGGUUUUGGUGACGUGUGCACACCGCGCGCCUGUCAGCCAGAUUACCACUACACCGGGCGCGCUUCGCCUGCGCCGAGAAUAGACCAGGUUGGAGCUGGCGGGCUUUCAGCGCACCUUCCGCGCAGUGUUUUGGCACGAAAUUACCACUGCGCGGGGUGCGCCACGCUCCGCCACCCUGCGCUGCGCCACGAAAUUAGAGCCCUUCAUGGUGGUGGUGGUGGUGUGAGGAGAUAUACCAGUAUGUAAACACCACUGAAGCUGGAGGCGUUGGUCAUACGACUGAAAGCUUUUUUGGAGGGCCAAUCAGACCAGCAUCCACAACAGAAAAGAAAAAACAGUCAUAUGCUUAUCAGCUCGGUAAAAUCAAUAACGUAGAGCUAACGCUGAAUCCUCCUCUAGACCUAGCCCACUCUUCAAAGCCCCCUCCUCUAGCACACAAAUCUGACUUUAAAUUCAUGGAACACUUUAGCAACACUUAACAACAUGAAAACAAAAAGAUGAGUGCAGUGUUAGAUGGCCAAUGCAAUGCUGUUAUAAUAAUAAUAAUAAUAAUAACAAUAAUAAUAUCCUUCUCUCUAGAUAUCAACCUCUCAAACAUUAUCUGGAUCAUUUAAAACAACAUGACUACUAGCUGUCAUUGGGGCGUCGCUGUUGGCCAACUGGUCUCCUGUUUGCACCACGUUGAUCCCAUUUCAUAAAAAUUCAGACCGUCUCUGAAUCAGCGGGUUUGAUUUUGGUGAUAUGAGUAUAAAAAACACAACUGUUAUGUUCCCAAACAUUACAGAUGUGAAACGCUGCUGUUGAGACGUUCCUGGAAAGUCACACCCAUUCUUCAUUCUUAGAUAUUCUUACAGUAGAAGCAGCGUUGCUGUGCAUUCCCCGUUUCCACCACAGCUGUUCUGUCUCUUUAUAUGUAUGACAGUGCAUGUCAAUGUCAGCACCGUCCCUUUAUUUCUGAUCUUGUGAUAAUUCGUCUUUGCUUGUUUAACAUGUACGUUUCUGUAGAAAUGUUGCUGUUGUUCUUGUUGUAAAGCACUUGUUACUAAAUUAGAGUAAAUCAAUACAACUAAAUAUGCAACAGACCUCUGAAAACAGAAAACAUUUCACAGGUUAAGACGUUCAUGCAGAAUGAAUUUAAAUCUGACAUAUUUCGCUGUGUUGACUUGGUCCACCUUUCUUUAGUAACAAUAAUCUACUUUGUCUUGACUGAUGUGCUCCUUUAUUUUAAUGCUUUGAAUUAUUAGCUCAAAUAUUUCAGAUGACUCUGGCUAUGUUCAAACUAUUUAACUCAGGUUUGUUUUUAAAAAUCGAUUUUUAUCAAGCUUUGUGCUCUACCUUUGUAAUUUAAUGUUAUUCUACUUAAAAUCAUCAACUUUUUGUGUAAUUUGUAUAAAUCUGGUGAUUUUAUCAUCUUUUUAAAUGUGCUUUUGUAAUAUUGGCUUCUUCAUUGGCCUUUAAACAUGUUUUAAUCUCAGUGAACCUUCCUGGUUAAAUAAAUGAAUACAAAUGUAAAAGAUGAAUCCUGACAGGCCGUUUUUUCUUAAUCCAUACUUCAACAUGUGAUUUGUGAGUUUGCUCAGAAUGUUUUUUUGAACCAUCAGAAAGUUCAGGACAGUAUUUAGAGUGGUAUUUUCUUUUCUAUGGCUGAUUCUGACUGCAUUAGAUCGCUGCAGGAAUUACGUUUUACCAGCAAACCGAAACGUGAGCAUCAGGUUGAUUCCAUCAACACAAGCCUGCAGGUUUCCACAAGGAUUUUCUGAUUACUGCCUAAAUAAACGCCACAGAAAACAGUUUAUGAAACUUACCUGCCAUUUUAUCAAGAGAAUCUCCACUAAUCACAUUCUCUGUGGUCGUUUGUUAGCAGGGUUGCCAAGUCUGCAGUUUGAAUUGGGCUGCUUUUUACCUAAAAAUGUCUCUGGUCUGGAUGAGCUGACCUGUUUGAUGUCAAGUAAAUGAAUAAUAAAACUUCAUCUUUGUUUCUGCUCAAAUCCAACUACGUCAUUGAGCUGAUAAGCUCCAUCCACACCGACCCGCCCUGCUCUCCUUACAGUGGAAGCAGACAGAGACGUCCACGACGGCAGGCUAGCUAGUGACUACAGCGAGGAAGCAUUCUGCUGAACUGACGCUGGCAUUUACAGACUCUGAACAGUACAUAUCGGUGGGAAACGUGACGCUUAAAGGCCAGGAGGAUGUCUGACCAUAAGUUACUUUCAGAAAUUCUGGGAGAUUUGGGAAAAGAGGAAUUCAACAAGUUUAAGUAUUUUCUGCGGCACAGUGGUGAGCUGAAACCAGUCAUCCCCUGGAGUGAACUGGAGCACGCAGACCGGCUGGGUACGGUGAAUAAGAUAAUAGGAACCUACAGCCACCAGUCCUCAGACGUGGUGGAGAAGAUUCUGAGGAUCAUCAACCACAAUGAUCUGGCAGAGAAGCUACAGAGCAGCAGAAGCAGCAUGGGAGCACAAGAUCAGGAACAGUUGGACCACAGUAUAAAAUCUUCAGUGGUGGUUCCCUCAAGUCCUCCUGUGGUGGUUUCUCAGAGUCAUCCACUGGCGGUUUCUCUAAGUCCUCCUGUGGUCACUGGCUCUAUAGAUGAUCAGAAUCCUGACACCUCACACAAAUAUGACAAAAUCGUCUGCAAAGAUCUGAUCCAAUCUGGACCUCCUGCUAUCUACCAGCUGACACCAAAGAAGGACAAAAUUGGAUCAAUAAGAAGACUGACUCUAGGAAAGAGAGAUCCAAACAAGAGCAACAGAACCUUACUGCUCAUUGGUGAAACAGGAACAGGGAAAUCUACCAUGAUCAACGCUCUGGUCAACUACGACCUGGGGGUGGAGUGGGAGGACAACGUCUGCUUUAAGAUCGUAGAGGAGGAGAAGACUCAAAGGAAGAGUGAUGGUCUGAAAUCAGACGUGAUCGUGUACAAGAUCUUUGGUUUUGAAGAUAAAUCUCUGCCCUACUCUCUGACCGUCAUCGAUACUCCAGGAUACGGAGAUACUAGAGGGAUUGAACAUGAUGAAAUAAUCAGGAGAAGAUUGUUGGACCUGUUCCACCAAAAGGAUGAGAUUAAGGAGCUCCAUGCAGUUGGCCUGGUGCUGAAGGCCAGUGAGAACCGUCUGAGUGACCGUCUGAGGUACGUCUUUGAUUCUGUGGUGUCUCUGUUUGGAAACAACAUGGAGAAGAACAUCGUCAUUUUCAUCACUCACUCAUAUGGAAGGAUGCCAGAAAAUGUUCUAAACGCCAUCGAGGCUGCAGACAUUAAAUGUGCCCAAAAUGAGAAGAACCGUCCCGUUCACUUUCUGUUUGAGAACUGCCAACACAAAGAGAAAACCAAGGAAACCAAGGUAGAAUGGGACAUAACGAAGACAGGAAUCAGGAAAUUAGCAGACUUUCUGAGUCAGGCUGAGCCUCAGAACCUGAAGAUGACCUCUGAGGUGUUAAACGCCCGGAUCGGACUCACAACCUGCAUCCAAGACCUUCAAGACAGAACAAAGAUGACGGACCAGAAGAAGAGAGAGAUCGAGGAAGACCUGAGGAAAGCUGAACGAGUCAUGAAGAGCAAUGAGAAGUUCACGGUGGAGGUGGAGGAAGAAUACACAGAAGAAGAAGACGUCAGUGGAGGGAUGUGGGCGCUGGUGUUUUUUGAUGGUGCCCUCUGUUGCACCGUAUGUAAACAGACCUGCCACCAUCCAUGCACCCUUGCCUGGUAUCCCAGCGGCUGUGACGUCAUGAAAGACGGUUUCUGCACUAAAUGUUCAGGGAAAUGUCCGGUAUCCAGCCACGUAAAAGGAAAGAAGAAAUAUGUGCCGAAGAAGAGGAAAGUUCCAAAGACACUUGAAGAUAUGAAACAGAAGUUUGAUGAGGCAAAAGCAGCUCAUGGGCGUCUUUCUGAAGAUCGUAGGAAGCUAAUGGAAGAGUUUCAGGAGGACGAAGGUCGGUGGUUGGACCAGUCCUACCAGCAUGUUCUCAAACUGGAGGAGAUCGCUCUGAACAAGGAUUCCCUGUCCACCCACGUCCAUCUGGACUUCCUGAUUGAGAAGAUGAAGGAGAGAGACGCAGAGAAGGUCAGGAGGCUGGAGGAGAUUAAAGGUCGAGAGAAUGAAGGAACCAGAGCAGGCCUGCGGUACCAGCGAGCAGCUGGGAAAGCAGACAGAGCAGAGACAAAAUCAUGAUGUCUCGGUCUUAUGGCCCCGCCCCCUGGCGAGAAAGAUCAGCUUCCCUCUGUUGAAAACUACAGAGCUGACGGGAGCAAUGUUCGUCACUGAGUAGAGCUGGGCAGUUAAUCAGAGAAUAAUCUAAACCGACAUUUAGAGCCUCUAACUGACGUAAAUCUUCCGUGUCAAUUAUUUCAAUCUUUUCCCCUUUUCUUGGAAAAAUUUGAGUUUUUAAUCGAACCAUUUUCAUUUCAGCUGAUGUGUGUUUAGAUUUCAGAUAUUUAAAUAACUAACCAUAAAUUAUUAAUCUGUUCCUGUCAGCUGAUUGUUCUAAAAUUAUACAAAUAUUCACAGAACAGAGUCAGAGGUUGGGGUUGAAAUAUUGUUCAUUAAUCAUAAUCGAGGUCAGUUAUUUGUGAUUUUGUUUUUUGCCAUAAUCGCCCAGCCCUAUCACUGAGCCAGUUUUAUUUUCAUUUUUUUGCUUCGUAGCUUCAAUUUUGUUUGAAUGUCAUUUGAAAGUCCUGAUAAUGUUGUCAUUAUUGAUGUUGGGUUUAUAUUUCUUGCGCUGUAACUUCAUUCUGAGCUGAUAACAUAAUCAUAUUUGAUGUUUUAUUUUGAAAAAUUCCAGGGUUGGAAUAUUGAUAUGGAUUCUCACUCUACAUGUCUGAGGUCAUGACCCUAAAAACUUGAGACUACUUUACCUUUUUAAGAAAAUUAAAGGGAACCUCUCCUCCAUACUUUGGUAAUUUUUAAGGUUUUAUGUUGAAAAUAAUCCUCACAGGAAACAAGGACAGUAUCUACUAAAGUCUUCAGCCCUCGGAUGUUUGAACCAAAGAGAAACUGAUUUCUACAAAGUAAUGUCAGUUUAAUAAAAUUCUGUUACGUAAAAAUAAGUGACUGUAUAAAUAUUAACCCUUAAAGUGAGUGAAGUAAUUCAACAGAGGUCCAGACAGUUGGUGCUAGUAGUCUCAUGGCUACCAUUACACCAUGAGGGCAAAAGAACAUUGUGAUUGAAAAGUCUAAGUCAGAAACAUCUCCAAGUCUCUGAACAUC